AUGAUGAAUCCACUGAGCCUCUUCAAGGUCGAGAAUCUCGACACUCGCUUCCGGCCAAAGAAUCCACAACCUUUACCCAACGCCCAGCCGUCACGAUGGAACACACCAGAGUACUACAUCUAUGCCCUGGUCUUCCUGACCAUCCCACCUUUGAUGUUCAAGUCUGUUUACGAUGUUUCCCAACCGGAUCACCCAAACUACGCUAGAUAUUCCCCUCUGCUAUCUCAAGGCUGGAUUCCUGGUCGGCUCGUCGACAACUCUGAUCUGCAGUAUCGUGGCUUCCGUGGCAACAUUCCCUAUCUGGCGUUACUACUGGUCUUGCACCCGGUGGCAAGGCGAGCGUAUGACUUCCUGCGAUCUGGUGGAAACAGUGGUCCAGGGAAUGGCUCAGCAGUAUCGAAGAAGAAGGACGAGACCGAGCGAGACGCAGCGGACUCUCGGCUGCGAGGACGGAUUCGCUUCGAUCUGGUCUUUGCCAUGAUCUUCCUGCUCGUCUUGCAUGGCAUCUCGAUCUUGAAAGUACUGUUGAUAGUCUACAUCAACUUUCAGAUCCCAACCAAGCUAUCGAAACAGUACGCCACGGUUGCCACCUGGGUCUUCAACAUUGGAAUCAUGUUUGCAAACGAACUUUGCGGCGGCUACUCAUUUGCCCGAAUGUUCGCUCUGUUCCUACCUACGCAAAUGACGAACGCCGAUUCGAAAGGUCCUCAAGCCAUCCAAAGCGACUGGGGCGCGUGGCUGGACUCUUACGGAGGUCUGACACCACGGUGGGAGAUUCUGUUCAACGUGACGGUCCUGCGCAUGAUAGCGUUCAACUUCGACUACCUCUGGAUGCUCGAUCGGCGAGAGUCGUCGCCUAUUGAAAAGAAGAACCUUGAUCCCACAGACCUCCCCGAGAAAGAACGCGUCAAGUCUGGCGCCUCUCCGAACGAUUUUUCUCUCACUACAUACCUGGCAUACACGCUCUACAGCCCACUUUACCUCGCCGGCCCCAUCGUCACCUUCAACGAUUACAUCUCGCAAUGCCGCCAUCCCUUGCGAACCCUCGACCGUUCUUACAUGAUCCCCUACGCCAUCCGCUUCCUCAUCUGUCUCCUUACCAUGGAGCUCUGCCUCCACUUCCUUUACGCUGUCGCCAUCUCCAAAUCUAACCCGGAUUGGACCACCUACACACCCUUUCAGCUUUCGAUGCUGGGAUACUUCAACUUGCACAUCAUCUGGCUCAAGCUCCUGGUUCCGUGGCGCUUCUUCCGCUUGUGGGCGCUUGUGGACGGCAUAGAUCCACCGGAGAACAUGGUCCGCUGCAUGAGCGACAACUAUUCCACGCUCGCCUUUUGGCGAGGCUGGCAUCGCAGUUUCAACCUCUGGAUCGUACGAUACAUCUAUCUGCCUCUGGGUGGCAGCCGUGUCAGCACACCGAGGGCGAUUGGGAACUUCAUCGCCGUCUUCACCUUCGUGGCACUAUGGCACGACAUCAACCUCCGUCUGCUAGCCUGGGGUUGGCUGGUAGUGCUGUUCAUACUGCCCGAACUCAUCGCAAGCUACAUCUUCCCCGCGAAGAAGUACGAGGGACGGCCGGACCUGUACCGCUGGCUGUGCGGAUUCGGUGCAGUAGGGAACAUUCUGAUGAUGAUGGUGUCGAGUUUGGUUGGGUUCGCUUUUGGCCUGGACGGGCUGAAGGGCUUUGUGGAUGGCAUUGUUGGGAGCCUAGGUGGGAGGGUAUUUAUGCUUGCGGCGUGCAUGACGCUGUUCGUCGGCUCGCAGGUGAUGUUUGAGGUCAGGGAGGCGGAGAGGAGGAGAGGGGUGGCGAUGAAGUGUUAG
Molecule: messenger RNA, 1821 nt
Organism: Saxophila tyrrhenica
Lineage: Eukaryota; Fungi; Ascomycota; Dothideomycetes; Mycosphaerellales; Extremaceae
Gene: GUP1
Product: glycerol transporter
Exons: 2
Coding region: 1-1821 (606 amino acids)
Biological process (GO): GPI anchor biosynthetic process
Cellular component (GO): endoplasmic reticulum
Source: RefSeq, a predicted model, not a curated record